Hippocampus comes (tiger tail seahorse) is the source of this 2580-nucleotide messenger RNA. Its product is annotated as GTPase IMAP family member 8-like. Lineage: Eukaryota; Metazoa; Chordata; Actinopteri; Syngnathiformes; Syngnathidae. Bases 151 to 2349 code for a protein of 732 amino acids. The record is from RefSeq and is a predicted model, not a curated record. The transcript is spliced from 5 exons. Gene Ontology annotation, molecular function: GTP binding.
UGAAUUCAUAACUUGUACAGUACUUUGUGCUUUCAAAUUAUUUCCAUCGAAAAAGAGAGAGAUCAGGAAAAUCAAUCAUCGACGUGGACUACAGUUGAGGGAUUUGGUUCUCUUGGCUGUGAUUUCAUUUUUAACAGAAGACCAGGAAGAAUGGCGGACCAAGAUACCAAGGAGAUGCCUGAGAGAAGACUAGUACUGAUUGGUGCUCGACGAGACGGUAAAAGCUCAUCUGCCAACACAAUAUUGAGAAAGGAAUGGUUCAAAUCUGGGCGAAUUCGAACAGCUUACUCCGAAGCCAGACAUGAAAUUGUCGAAAACCGGAACCUGGUGGUGGUGGUGGACACUCCGGGAUGGAAGUACUCCACUUCCCUCAGUGAGAUUUCAGAGAGAGACAAGCAACAAUUACAGCUUGGUGCCUCCAAGUGUCCACCUGGACCGCAUGCCUUCCUCCUUGUCAUACCCACCGAUUCCAGCUUCACUCAAAAACAGAGAAGGGCGGUGCAAGAACACAUGAAGCUGCUGGAGGAUCGGGCGUGGAGUUACACCAUGGUGCUGUUCACCUUUGGAGACUACCUGGGCAAGAGGACCAUUGAGGAGCACAUUGAAAGCGAGGGUGAAGCGCUCACCUGGCUGAUCGAAAAGUGUCAAAACAGGUAUCACGUGUUCAACAACACGGACAAGAGCAACUCGUCCCAGGUCAUCGAGCUGAUGGAGAAGAUUGACGACAUGGUCGAUGAAAAUGGCAACGGCUACUACAUGCUAGACAACCAGAUGAUCGACACCAUUAGGAAGAAGCAGGAAGAAGUGGCUCAGAAGGCCGAACAGAGAUUGAGACGUGUCUCAGAACAAAGACAGGAAAUGAAAAUGGUCCUUUCGGAAAUGGAGCCCAUCCAGGCACUUCGUAUUAUUCUCCUGGGCAGCUGCUUCUUUGGGAAAACCUUCUUAAAGAACACCAUCUUUGGAAUCAAAGAACAAGUAGAAGAAACAACAGUGCUUUCUCAUGCCCAGAAGGCCAUUGUGGGCAGUACCGAAAUAACAGUUGUGGAUACGCCGAGUUGGCGCAAAGGCUUCUCUGCAGGCAACACACCAGAAAUCAUCAAGGACGAGCUACUGCACAGCUUGUUGAAGUGCCCCCCUGGGCCUCACGUCUUCUUGCUGGUGAUCGACGCAGAUGCCUCGUUUAACGCCCAGCACCUGAAAGCAGCCACCACUCACGUGGAGCUGCUCGGGGAGAGUGUGUGGAACCACACAAUGGUGGUGUUCACCCGAGGAGACUGGGUGGGCUCACGCAGCAUUGAAGAAUACAUUGAGUGCGAGGGGAAUGCCCUGCAGUGUCUCGUGGAGCGAUGCGGGAACAGAUAUCACGUCCUGGACAACAUGAACGAAGACGACAGCAGUCAGGUUGACGAUCUACUGGAGAAAAUCACCCUGACUCUGGCAGGGAAUGGGUGGCAACAUUUUACACCCAAUCAGAAGAUGCUGGACACCCUGAUGAAGAAAAAAAAAAGAGUGGAAAACGCUGCUCGACUGAGAAGUCAAGUCAAGGCCACCAGAGCAGAGAAAGGUCCUGCCAAAAAGUUGAAAGAGCUGAGAAUUUUGAUACUUGGUGAAAAGUUGUCAGGAAAGACAACAGCAGGAAAUUGCCUCCUGCGGGGCAAAGUGUUCCCCGCCCAACCGAAUGACGGCUGCAUGGCCUGGAAAGCACAGGUUGCUGACAUGCAAGUCACAGUGGUCGAUACCCCGGGCUGGUGUAGUGAGUCCGACUGCACUCGGCAACAGGACCGAGAAAUCGUCCGGGGUCUGACCCUGAGCCCUCAGGGGUUCGACGCUGUUCUGAUUGUGAUUUCCUUGGAUUUCAAAUUCGACCAGGUCAGUCUGGACACCCUGCAGGAUCACAUCAAGCUCUUUGGCGACAGCAUCUGGAACCACACAAUGCUUCUGUUCACAAACCAAGACACUUUGGGAGACAGAUCCCUGGAGGAGUUUAUCGAGGGGGAAGACAGACCACUUCGAUGGUUGGUCGACAAGUGUGGAAACACCUACCACUGUCUGCAUGUCACAGAUCAAACCGACAUUAGUCAGCACUACGAGCUGUUUGAAAAGAUAGAGGGCAUGUCAGCAAAGAAUCAGGGCCGCCUGUUCCGCCCCGACAUGAAAGACGUCGACCUGAGGCUCCAUGAAAAGUUCCAGAGGAGGAUAAUCAAAAAAGCUCUUCAACAUAAGAUAGAGCAGGCUGUCAGAAGACGAGAGCUGGAGCUGUUUCAGGACCACAAGAACAAUCUUGAGAAGCUGGAACAGGACAUAAAAGAGAUGACUUCUUCUACAUUGACACUGAGUAAGUACUAUUAAGGGUGAAUUCCAUGAUUGAUCAUCUGCAUAUUCCUUGGUUUCACGUUUGCUCUUCAUAAAGCCACAGGUAGCAAGAGCAGAACCAAGAAGAAAUCUGUACUGUCAGAUAUCGAGAACCAGAUCCAAGGCCUGAAUGCGAACAUUAUGAAGUCAAUGGGUCAACUUCGGAGCAGCAUGGACUUUGGAGUCCCGAGCAUGAGUGGAUCCACCCAAUACAUGGAUGAAUUUCAG